Drosophila takahashii is the source of this 2240-nucleotide messenger RNA. RefSeq lists its product as uncharacterized. Gene Ontology annotation, cellular component: cytoplasm. The record is from RefSeq and is a predicted model, not a curated record. NCBI's taxonomy places the organism in Eukaryota, Metazoa, Arthropoda, Insecta, Diptera, Drosophilidae. Gene Ontology annotation, molecular function: ubiquitin protein ligase activity; protein binding.
CAAAUCACGUUCAAUUCGGCAGUUUUACACGGCAAUCCCAGAGUCUCAGCUCCCAGGCGGCUAAUUGUAGAGCUGCAGCGUCAAUGGCGCAUGCGCAACUUUUUAGCCCGCUUUUGGGUUUCUGGGUCUCUGUCUCUGGCGCUUUUUUAUUUGUUUAUUUUUUCGGAUUUCUUGAUUUUUUCGCUUGCGGUUUCUUUCGUGUAAUUGUGACGCAAUUUUCGUGUGAGUUUGUUUUAGUCUCGGCUCGCCAGUUUUUUGCCAGUGACUCAAUCUCGAUACACUGAAAACGAAAACGAAAGCGGCGGUUGCAGUGUGCAAACUGCAUUACCUUCGAUCGUCAGUCAGUUGCAAUUCACACGCGUGUAAGCUCAGUUCGCUUCCUCCAGAAGAGAGAAAAACCAACUAAUAGCGUUAACUCUACGCCAAAAUGCUUCAGUUGUGCACCAUCUACGCCUGCGCGAACGGCACCCUGGGCCUGAAUUUGAGUCGUGCCCCCUGGGAUCCGUAUCCCUGGGUCAGCGGGGUGCAGGCCAAGUCGAGUGCGGAAAGGGGCGGCGUGCGGAUGGGAGACACCCUUCUAGAGCUCAACGGAGCCGAUGUCCUGGGCCUGAGGAUCAGUGAGUUGGCCAGUCGGCUGCAGGAUCACUGGCAGAGCGGCGCCGAGGUCGUGACCCUGAUGAUGUGGCGUCAACAGGGGAACAUGGACCAGAACGAGGAUCCUGCCGAGGCAUCUCAUGCUGUGCAGCACGGAAUUAAUCAACAAUCGCUGCAAAAGUUUGCAACAUGCCUGCAACAUAUUUCCCAAUUACUGGAGUGUCCUGUGUGCCUUGAGGUCAUCAAACCACCUGGCUGGCAGUGCUGCAAUGGACACGUGCUCUGCAAUAAUUGCCGCAGUCGUUCCGUAAAGUGUCCGGUGUGCCGCGUUCCUUUGGGGCCGAGGGGCCGCUGCCUGCUGUCGGACAAGUUGUUCACCCUGCUGGCGGAGAGCUUUCCCUGCGACGGGAGGGGCGGGAAAACCAACCAGGUGACUGCGGCCCAGGGCCACGAAAAACUGAGCAGCGUCAACAAGUGCACAAAUGAAUAUCAUAAUCAACCGAAAAUGGCGUUGGCCAAGUCGAGUUGCGGCAAGUCGAAGUGCGGCAAGCAAAUCUCCAGGCAACUGCCCGUUUCGCUGGACCGAAAAGCCGAGGAAAAUGCCACACGCCAAACAUUUCCCACUGAAAUCAGGAGGAAAAGCCUGAAGGAGGAGGAGGAGGCUGUCGUCCUGCAACGUUGCACGAUGAUAAAAGUGCAGCAGCACCAGGAGACUUCGGACGAGGACUUUUCGGCUGGAGGAGCAGGUCACAACAAUAUGCUCGUUAAACCAAAGUUAAAGUUGAGCAAGAAAAGUUGGCGGAUUACAGGGCCAGAUCAAGACGGAUUGCGCUGCGAUGAAGUUGCCACCAUGAAUAAUGCCGGCCAGGUGGGCCACCAGCAGCAGGAGGAGCAGGAGAUGUCAGCCAGCGAGUAUCAAAAUUAUCAUUGCCCCACUGGGAAAUCAUGCGGCCACAGUUACCAACUUGGUAGCCAGCCAGUGGCCAACAAAUUGUCAACAGUCGCGAUGCAGGAUUCGCUAGGUGCAUCCUUAUCAGCGGGGAGCCAUAAACAGGCGGAAUCGGAGGCGGCGGGGUCAAUAGGUCGGCGGGAAUGGCAGCUGCUGCGCCACUUGAGCGGCGACCAUCGGUUGGCAGUGCUGCAAAUCUACGGCACGUUCGGCGAGCGGUUGCACGUCCGCCCCCAGCUGCCCCAGGAGGGCGUGGCCUGCCUGCGGCUGAGCGAGGAGUCCACCGCCAGCAGCACAACCAUCAGGGUGCACACAUUUUUCUUGGCUGUCAUUGCAACCGGCGGAGAAGACGGCGACGACGAGCACGCCGUCUUCCUGUGGCACCUGGACCACCUGCCACAAGGACCCACUUUCGAGGCUGUCAUCGAAACAGAGGGCAUCCCCGGGUUCCUGGCACCUGCUCACUCGCUCCGACGCAGCUGGCCAGAGAUUAGGGCAUCCGGCCAGUUCCUCACCUGCCGCAAUCUGGCGGCUUCGAGCUUCGAGGUGACCCUCAAAUCCAGGUAGACCUCCCAAAGACUGGUUUCCACCCCCCCAAAGUAUAGAAAUAGAGUUAAUUAGCAAUAAGAACUUUAAGAACCCAAGACUACGAACUGAUUGCUGGCUAAAUGCAGCGAUAGAGCGAACCAAAAUGAAA